Molecule: messenger RNA, 201 nt
Organism: Aphanomyces astaci
Lineage: Eukaryota; Oomycota; Saprolegniomycetes; Saprolegniales; Verrucalvaceae
Exons: 1
Coding region: 1-201 (66 amino acids)
Source: RefSeq, a predicted model, not a curated record
AUGAAACUGUUCGUUGCCAUCGCUGCUGUCGUUGCCACCGUUUUCGCGCAAGAUGUCAACUUCACUGACGUCUCGGAGAGCCAAGAACGGGGCGACGGCAUCCGUGUCGUUGGCGGAAAGGAGGCCCCCGUUGGGCAAUACACGUGGACCGUCAACCUCCGCAGGUCUGGCUGUCAGAAAGACACCGGACUAGGCCCUUGA